AUGGCAGCUGAAUUAGACAUUGUGAAUCUGAUUAUAAUUGCUGGGGGAACACUGGCUAUUCCCAUUUUGGCAUUCGUUGCUUCCUUCCUUUUGUGGCCCUCCGCACUCAUUAAAGUGUACUAUUGGUACUGGAGGAGAACUCUGGGUCUCCAGGUCCACUAUGCAGACUGUGGAGGCUACCGCUUCUGUUAUUCUUGCCGAGGAAAGCCAGGAAUGAGACCUUCCAUUUUGAUGCUGCACAGCUUCUCUGCUCAUAAAGACACCUGGCUCACACUUGUCAAGUACCUCCCAAAACAUCUGCACAUCCUGUGUGUGGACAUGCCAGGCCAUGAGGGUACGACACGCACCAACACAGAGGAUUAUUCCAUUGUGGGUCAGGUCAGAAGGAUUCAUCAGUUUGUAGAAACCAUUCGCUUAAACAGGAAACCUUUUCAUAUGGUUGGGACCUCCAUGGGGGGAAAUGUAGCUGGGGUGUAUGCCGCCACCUACCCUUCUGAAAUUUGCAGUCUGACUCUUAUUUGUCCAGAUGGUAUCAAACAUCCAUGUGAGACCAAAUUUGAUAAUCAUCUGCAAGACUUGGAACGUAGUAAUUACACACUGAAUAUUCCACUGAUCCCAACCACACCGGAGGAGAUGGAGGACAUGUUCAGACUGUGUUCACAUGUUCGCUUCAAGAUUCCUCAGCAGAUUCUCCAAGGAUUAGUGGAUGUCCGAGAGCCUCAUAACUCAUUUUAUGAAGAAGUGUUUCUCGAGAUUGUUAGUGAGAAAUCCAGAUAUGCCUUACAGGAACACUUGCAUCUCAUCACUGCACCUGUACAAGUGAUAUGGGGCAAAAAGGACCAGGUGGUUGAUGUGUCUGGAGCUGAAGUCAUUGCAGAAAUCUUGCCAGGAUGCAGAGUGGACAUACUGGAGAACUGUGGCCACUCUGUGGUGAUGGAGAGGCCUUGUCGCACAGCCAAACUCAUGCUACAGUUCAUUAUCCUGCAACAAGAAGCAAGAGGCGGCACAAAAAAAUCAACCUGA
Messenger RNA from Nerophis lumbriciformis (worm pipefish), 1023 nucleotides. The record is from RefSeq and is a predicted model, not a curated record. Lineage: Eukaryota; Metazoa; Chordata; Actinopteri; Syngnathiformes; Syngnathidae.